Molecule: messenger RNA, 1214 nt
Organism: Cucurbitaria berberidis CBS 394.84
Lineage: Eukaryota; Fungi; Ascomycota; Dothideomycetes; Pleosporales; Cucurbitariaceae
Exons: 2
Coding region: 379-894 (171 amino acids)
Source: RefSeq, a predicted model, not a curated record
GGUUGUGCCUCUACAAUCGUGCACGCGACGACGAGUUGUUUCUGUGCCCAAAUCUCCGUUAUCAGUCGCCAAGCUCGUGACAAAUCUAGUUGGCUUUGAUCUCCCCCACAUCGACAGCCGUUCGUGUUGAUCGUUUGAUCAAGCGUUCCCCACGUUGCUGCUAUCAGAGCCAGGCCAGGCCAGGCCCAAGACAACGGGUGCUCCGAUGGAUUGUAGAACGUUGCCCCACAGGGAGCCGCGCUCCUUCGCAUCGAUCAUCUUCAUCACUCUCUUCAGACCAUUUCAACAUUGACCUUUAGACAACGGACGAGCGUUCGUAAUCGUGACUAGCAAGCUACCGAGAGUAUACAGAGUCUUUGAGAUUAGCACCGCGCAACCAUGUACGGUCGAGGCGGCGCAGGGAAUAUAAACGCCGCAAAGGAGUCGAGCAAGAAGGCUGGUGAAGACAUCGAAGCCAACCACCCGCCUCCCUCCAGCGCCAGUGCCACCGCACCUUCCCCUCCCCAGCAAGCACCCUCCAACAACGCACCCCCGCCGCAAGACUACGCACACAUGGGCCGCGGCGGCGCGGGAAACUUCUACCAGCCCUCGACCCUUGUCGCGCAAGGCCAGUUCACUCAACCAGCCGAUUCCACCGCGCUGCCCACGAGUGCGAAACCGCACAUCAGCACGCCGUGGCAUCCGGAGGGCCAGGAGAUGCCUGUUGCGCGGUCGGGGAGAGGCGGCGCGGGGAAUUUCGUCUGGAAGAGUGACGGCGCGGGGAACAAGGAGAAGGUGGAGGAUGAGGAGAGGAGGCGGGAGGAAGUUAGGGAGGGGGUGGAGAGGGAUGUCGAGGCGGGGUUGGCGAGGCCGGCUGGGGUGGUGUUGGGGAGGGAGACGGAGAGGGGGUGGUAGUUGGUGUGUUGUGUGGUCUUCGUUUGCUUUGGAUGAUAGUUGUGGGCAUCUUGGAGUUCAGUCAGGCGAUAGAUGGGACUGGAUGGCAUCAACAGUCUUUUUUGACGCUUGUAGUUUAGUCAGGUGGUAGAUAGGCCUCGAUGUCGUCACGGUAGUUUGCACAUGUCAGAUCAUAGUGUGAAGAGGACUUGGAGUCAUCUACCACGGGUUCAUAUAGCUCAAGCAUCAGUUAUGAAUAAUGAUUCACGCAAUUUUUGAACGAAUGGCAUUCAAACAACAACUGAGCUUAGAGCAUCUCAAGACAUCCAAGUAAAGAGAGG